CACGCCCUCUACGGUCCAGACCCUCUGUGGCCUCGCUGGACCCGGAAGCAGGGGCUGCCUGUGAUGAAGAAGGAGCUGGUGCCUGCAGCCCACAACGUUCCAGGCGGUAUCGUCGGGCGUGGGCCGGAGGGGUGGGGUUAAAACAAGGGACUUUUUGGCGGCGCGGAGGGAGACUGGGCGGUGUUGCUCUUCCUCCAUUUUUGGUCCAGCUCAGCUUCCAGCUCUGCACGAAAGUGUCGCACCGGCGCGAUGGAUGAGGAGUACGAUGUGAUAGUGCUCGGUACCGGCCUGACGGAAUGUAUCCUGUCUGGGAUCAUGUCAGUGAAUGGGAAAAAGGUUCUUCAUAUGGACCGGAACCCAUACUAUGGAGGAGAGAGUUCAUCCAUCACUCCACUGGAAGAGCUCUAUAAACGAUUUGACAUGGCUGAUGGCCCCGCAGAGAGCAUGGGAAGGGGACGAGACUGGAAUGUGGAUCUAAUCCCUAAAUUCCUCAUGGCUAAUGGUCAGCUUGUGAAAAUGCUGCUCUACACAGAAGUUACCCGUUACCUGGACUUCAAGGUUAUAGAAGGAAGCUUUGUAUAUAAAGGUGGAAAGAUCUACAAGGUGCCAUCUACCGAGACAGAAGCACUUGCAUCUAAUCUCAUGGGGAUGUUUGAGAAGCGACGGUUCCGUAAAUUCUUGGUAUUUGUAGCCAAUUUUGAUGAGAAUGAUCCGAAGACAUUUGAAGGGGUGGAUCCAAUGGACACAAACAUGCGUGAUGUAUACAAGAAGUUUGAUUUGGGACAAGAUGUCAUUGACUUCACUGGCCACGCCCUGGCACUCUACAGAACUGAUGACUAUUUGGACCAACCCUGCCUAGAAACUAUCAAUCGCAUUAAGCUUUACAGCGAGUCUUUGGCAAGAUAUGGCAAGAGUCCAUACUUGUACCCUCUGUACGGGCUAGGGGAGCUGCCCCAGGGCUUUGCCAGGUUAAGUGCAAUAUAUGGAGGAACCUACAUGCUGAACAAAUCUGUGGAUGAGAUUGUCAUGGAGAAAGGCACAGUGGUUGGUGUGAAGUCUGAGGGAGAGGUGGCACGAUGCAAGCAGCUGAUCUGUGACCCCAGUUAUGUUCCUGAUCGAGUGCACAAGGCAGGCCAGGUCAUCCGCGUCAUCUGCAUCUUGAACCAUCCCAUUAAGAAUACGAAUGAUGCAAACUCUUGCCAAAUUAUUAUCCCCCAGAACCAGGUCAACAGAAAAUCAGAUAUUUACGUGUGCAUGAUCUCCUACGCACACAAUGUAGCCGCUCAGGGCAAGUACAUUGCUAUUGUCAGCACCACGGUGGAGACUGCAGAGCCAGAGAAAGAGAUUGAACCAGCACUGGAACUCCUGGAGCCCAUUGAUCAGAAAUUUGUGGCCAUCAGUGAUCUGUAUGAAUGUAUAGAGGAUGGGACAGAAAGCCAAAUUUUCUGCUCCCGCUCCUAUGAUGCCACCACACACUUUGAGACCACGUGUAAUGACAUCAAGGACAUCUACAAGAGGAUGACUGGCACACACUUUGACUUUGAGAACAUGAAACGCAAACAGAAUGAUGUUUUUGGGGAGGAUGAGCAGUGAGAAGAUGAUGUAGGGGUGGGUCAAUCAGUUGGAGAGAGUCAGAUGGGGGACAGAUGGGGGACAGUACAGGGGACUGGUUGGAGAUGGGGGACAAGAGAACUCAGCAAAGAGAAUCCAUAUAUUUGGGCUGGGGGGGAAGGAGGAAUUUUGAGGGGGUGGAGGGUAAAGAAAGCACCAGCUGGUAGGAAGGGGCAAGAUCAGUUCUAGGGGAUUGCUAAUGCUUCCAUGUUGUUUUUUAUUCAUCAUAAUCUCAGUUUCACUUCUUAAGCCUCAUGCUCUUGGUGUCCUGAUGUUGGCACAACUCUACUGCUGCCACUCUAGCAUUGACAAUACAAAAAGAUGAGGUGUCUGAGAAAUGAACCUGCCCACCUUCAUUAAUGUCUAUGUCCUGAGCCCAUUCCUCAGUGCCACCUCUUUGCCCUGUGCCCACAGACUGGCAGAGAACACUAUAUAAUAAUAUAUAUAUAUAUAUAUAUAUAUAUAUCCUGAGCUGGGUAAGACUCUCAUGUCCUCAUGCCAGCUCUUUUCCCAAUGCCCACAGACUGGCAGAGAACACUAUAUCAUGUUAAGCCUUUUUGUUGUUAAUUGUGACUAAAGUUAAACUGAAAUCCCCUUUACUCGUAACUAAUUUAUUGAAUUAAUUUAUUAGAGUAAAUGGGAGUGUAGAAAGGCCGUUAGAUUGGAGGAGAGGAGCAGACGUGGCAGAUGAGAUUGAUUUUCUACUUGCUGUUAUUCCAGUUUGCAUUGUGAUUCAUUCCUCUCAUUCUCUGUAUUGUCCAUCCCUCUGAGGAUCUCUGCAGUUACAUAUUCAUUUGUGUAUUUGGCAAAACCAUCAUAAUGUUACAAAAUGGCAA
Molecule: messenger RNA, 2447 nt
Organism: Xenopus laevis (African clawed frog)
Lineage: Eukaryota; Metazoa; Chordata; Amphibia; Anura; Pipidae
Gene: gdi1.L
Product: GDP dissociation inhibitor 1 L homeolog
Exons: 11
Coding region: 250-1593 (447 amino acids)
Biological process (GO): protein transport; vesicle-mediated transport; small GTPase-mediated signal transduction
Cellular component (GO): Golgi apparatus; cytoplasm
Molecular function (GO): GDP-dissociation inhibitor activity; Rab GDP-dissociation inhibitor activity
Source: RefSeq, a predicted model, not a curated record